This is a messenger RNA of Gopherus flavomarginatus (Mexican gopher tortoise), 1487 nucleotides long. It is a transcript of the gene EBP, whose product is annotated as EBP cholestenol delta-isomerase. Gene Ontology annotation, biological process: cholesterol biosynthetic process. Lineage: Eukaryota; Metazoa; Chordata; Testudines; Testudinidae. The coding region runs from base 287 to 982 and encodes 231 amino acids. Gene Ontology annotation, cellular component: endoplasmic reticulum; membrane. The transcript has 5 exons. Gene Ontology annotation, molecular function: C-8 sterol isomerase activity; cholestenol delta-isomerase activity; steroid Delta-isomerase activity. The record is from RefSeq and is a predicted model, not a curated record.
CUCAGCCGGCUCUUGAGCCAAUCCGCAACUCGGGAGGGCCCCUCCCGGCCCCGCCCACCAGCGGCUUGGCUUCCCAUUGGCCGCGAAAAAAAGGCCCGCGGACCAACGAGCGGGCGGAUCGAGCUGAAGCGGUGGCCAAGGAGCGCGCUCAUUGGUCGCGGGGGCGGGGCUUAGCGGUGCAGGUGGCCGGGCAGGGGGGCGCCGACUUCAGACUGCGGCCAGAGGGCAGCGGCGUCGGGUUUGGGGCUGGAGGCGCUGAGCGGUGGGAGUCCCUGUCUUGCCUGCCAUGGGGCUGGAGGCCGAGCCCCUCGCCGCCCCCCACCCUUACUGGCCGCGGGACCUGGAGAUCGGGCGCUAUGUCCCCAACGACCGCCCCACCUGGCACAGCCUGGCUUUCCUCUUCUCCGUCUCGGCGGCCCUGCUGGCGCUCACCUGGCGGGCCGCCGGCUGGCGGGGGUGGACGGGGGCGCCCAUGAGGCCCAGGCGACGCCUGGCCCUCUGCUGGUUCGCCAUCUGCGGCUUCAUCCAUGGCGUGAUUGAGGGCUGGUUUAGCCUCUACCACAUGGAUAUACCAGGGGACCAGUCCUUCCUCUCCCAGCUGUGGAAGGAGUACGCCAAAGGAGACAGCCGAUACGUCAUAGAGGACAACUUCACUGUGUGCAUGGAGACCAUCACUGCCUGGGCGUGGGGCCCGCUGAGCCUCUGGACCGUGGUGGCCUUCCUCCAGCGUCAGCCCCACCGCUACGUCCUGCAGCUGGUGGUGUCACUGGGCCAGCUGUAUGGCGACGUCCUGUACUUCUACACUGAGUACCGGGAGGGCUUCGCCCACAGCGAGAUGUGGCACCCGCUCUACUUCUGGUUCUACUUUGUCUUCAUGAAUGCCCUGUGGAUCAUCAUCCCCUCCAUCCUCCUCCUUGACGCCUGGGGGCACCUGAGCGCUGCCCAGAGGGCGCUGGACUCUGUCAAGGCCAAGAGACACUGAUGCCUCACUCCUCCCUUUCACCCGGGAUGGGGGUAUCUGGCACAAAACUGCCCUGGGGGGGCUGAAGAAUGAAUGAUGCUCAGGGAUUGGCGUGCGCAGGACUCUCCCUGGCUCUGGGAGGGGAGUGGGGUCCAGUGGGCUAGAGCUGGGGGGCUGGGAGCCAGGACGUCUUGACUCUUUUCCCAGCGUCUGUGAGCGACAUUCAAGUUUCUCCAAGCCGCCUUUAUCUGCCGGCCUGGGGGGGAGGGACGGACGGGUGAGGGGGGGACGAGAUCGCUAGCAGGGGUGGGGGAGAUGUCUGCCUCUCUAUGACUUGUUAUCCUAGCACCCCUUCCUCCGCCAAACCCUCCCUGGUCCCAUAACCAAAGCUCCGACCCCAUUUCGGUGUGCCACUGACAAUGACCCCCUUUGCCUCCUGACUGGCUGCAGGGUGGGGGAUGCUGGGACCUCAAGUGCCUCCGGUGGACAGGGCCAAUCAGCUUGUUUUAAUAAACACAUGUAUGUA